Penicillium samsonianum is the source of this 273-nucleotide messenger RNA. RefSeq lists its product as uncharacterized. Lineage: Eukaryota; Fungi; Ascomycota; Eurotiomycetes; Eurotiales; Aspergillaceae. The coding region runs from base 1 to 273 and encodes 90 amino acids. The record is from RefSeq and is a predicted model, not a curated record. The transcript has 2 exons.
AUGGACUAUCCUACUCGCCGAUUCAGUCGAUUUCAUGCCAGACAAGUCUUUGCUCGAGCCAACUUUCCGUUGCGAGCAUACGGACCCAGAAGAGGGAUGGCGCUUCUCAAGAUCGGUCUGUUCGGCACUGUUGGCUACUUCGUCGCGAAGAAGCUUCUUCAAGACUCGAAUGAGCCACGUCAAAAUCCUCAACAAUGUGCAUCGUGCGGACAUGAGCGGCAGCAAGAAUCCAGGCAGCAACCGACGAACGUUCCACGGACGCCAUACCAUUAG